This is a messenger RNA of Rhinichthys klamathensis goyatoka, 1226 nucleotides long. It is a transcript of the gene rgs20, whose product is annotated as regulator of G protein signaling 20. The coding region runs from base 1 to 891 and encodes 296 amino acids. Lineage: Eukaryota; Metazoa; Chordata; Actinopteri; Cypriniformes; Leuciscidae. The transcript has 5 exons. The record is from RefSeq and is a predicted model, not a curated record.
AUGCCAUGUAACAGAAUCGUCUUGAAGUGGGAGGUCUGGCCCUCUUCUGUGGUACAGAGUGUUCAGCUUUCUCCUUACUUGAUGUGGGGGCAGCUACGGCAUCUUCUCUUGGCCUGUCGGCACGACGAGGGUUACUUAGCGACAGAAAGUUAUGAAAAUGAGGACGAGAAUGAAAACACGGAGGACAGAUUAAAGGAUCCCAUAUACAUUCAGCCCAUGGGAUCAGAGCGGAUGGAGAUGCGAAAGAGGCAGAUGUCGGUGCAGCAGGAGUCGGUGGCGGGCACCACAGCACCGGCGCAGAACGAGCAGCCGGGCCAGGGGAACCGUGCAUCCAACGCCUGCUGCUUCUGUUGGUGCUGUUGCUGCAGCUGCUCCUGUCUCACUGUUAGGAAUGAAGACAGAGAAGAGAGGAACCGGAGAGCCUCGUAUGAUUUUAAAACAGAGGAGAAUGCAGACUUCGAGGAAAGUCCGAAACCGACUGCGGAGGAGAUACACUUGUGGGGGCAAUCCUUUGACAAACUAAUGCAAUGCCCCACUGGAAGAAGUGCCUUCCGGCAGUUUCUACGCACCGAGUUCAGUGAGGAAAACAUGCUCUUCUGGUUGGCCUGCGAGGAAUUUACUAAGGAAACCAAUAAAAGCUUCAUCGAGGAGAAGGCGCGGAUAAUUUAUGAAGACUACAUUUCUAUUCUCUCACCCAAAGAGGUGAGCCUCGACUCUAGAGUUCGGGAGGUUAUAAACAGGAAUAUGCUGGAGCCAACAUCCCACACGUUUGACGACGCCCAGCUCCAGAUAUACACACUAAUGCAAAGAGACUCGUAUCCGCGAUUCAUGAACUCCCCAGUCUACAAAAACAUGGUUCAGUCAGUCUCUGAUCUGUCGGUGGAAUCUUAGAUCUCUGUGAUCCUGGUGAAAUGCCCCCUUCCUAUCUUUUGUUUGGUAGCUUACCUUGUGUAGAAUAUGUUUAAAAGGACCUCAGCGUGGGUCCUCCCAGGGAUUUUACUGAUAGCGAUCUGUACCUGAAAAAAGACGCUCAGGUCUCCAGGUCACUGGAUAAGAAAAAAAAAAAAAAAAGUCUCAAAUUUCCUGAGGGCUCAACACCACAAGUACUGCUACAGAUCAGCAUAGCAAACGAUGCUCCAAAGGAUUACCAGUGCGUUUCGAUGUUUUUAAGAAAACAGUCUAUUUGAUUUGUUUUAAAGUUUUUUUUUAUUCUUUCGAAUUCUUUU